CUCGCUCGCACGUUCGGUCUCUCUCACUCCGCACGCUCUCUCUCUCUCUCUCUCCCUCUCGCUCCGCUCACUCACUCUCGGUGGUUCUUCCAGAAAUACAGAAAAGAAGACUUGUACAUAUUUUAAUUAGUCAUCUGAUUGCAGUCAAAGUUCUGCCACCUAGUGUUGUAUUCUGUCGUUACCAUCUGGUUUGGUUCGGAUUGUGCAAUUUUUUGAGAAAUCCGAACCGGUGAAAGUUGAUUGGUUUGGAAUUUAUUUCCCCCCAAAUCCAAUCCAAAUCGACCUGUGAACAGCCUUGUGUUGGCCCAUUGUACUACAAAACAAACCAAGUACUCCCUCCAACAAUUCUUGUUGUGUCAUCCACACGCAGUGAGUGUCAUUGUGUUUGUGUUAUUCUUCUUCAUUACUCCCAAUGAAACGUGGCUACCAAGAAUCUCACUCAACCUCGUUAGGUCCACCACAAUCCAGAGCUAGACAUGAUCCUCAAGGUAGUGCACACUUUCUUGAGGAUGAAAGCACGAAGAUAUUUGCUCGGAAAGUAGCUGAUCAUUACAGUGCAAGAUCCAACCAAACUUUGGAAGAACGGGAGGCUAGUCCUAUAAUUCACUUGAAGAAACUCAAUAACUGGAUUAAGAGCGUCUUAAUUCAGCUUUAUGCUCGUAGAGGAGAUGCAGUACUCGACCUCGCCUGUGGCAAGGGUGGUGAUCUUAUCAAAUGGGACAAGGCCAAAAUUGGAUAUUAUGUUGGUAUUGACAUUGCUGAAGGCUCAAUCAAAGACUGCAGAACACGUUACAACGGUGAUGCUGAUCAUCAUCAACGACGUAAAAAGUUUACAUUUCCUGCUCGCCUUAUAUGUGGAGAUUGUUAUGAGGUUCGCUUGGACAAAGUUCUUGCAGAUGAUGCUCCUUUUGAUCUUUGUAGUUGCCAGUUUGCAUUGCAUUACUCAUGGUCUACAGAGGUCCGCGCCCGGCAAGCAUUGGCCAAUGUGUCAGCUUUGCUACGCCCAGGAGGCAUUUUCAUUGGAACUAUGCCUGAUGCCAAUGUGAUUAUCAAGAAGCUUAGAGAAGCUGAAGGAUUAACUUUUGGAAACAGUGUCUAUUGGGUGCGUUUUGAUGAAGAAUUUUCUGAUAAGAAAUUUAAAUCUUCCAGCCCUUUUGGAAUAAAGUACACGUUCCAUUUGGAGGAUGCUGUUGAUUGUCCUGAAUGGAUUGUCCCCUUCCACAUAUUCAAGUCAUUAGCUGAAGAGUAUGACUUUGAGCUUGUUUUUGCGAAGAACUCGCACGAAUUUGUACACGAGUAUAUGAAAAAACCAGAAUUUGUGGAGCUCAUGCGAAGACUCGGUGCAUUGGGAGAUGGCAACCAAGAUCAAAGCACACUCUCAGCUGAUGAAUGGGAGGCAGCAUAUUUAUACAUGUCAUUUGUAUUGAGAAAGCGAGGUCAACCUGACAAAACCCAAUCAAGUAGCAGAAAGGACCGAGGGUCGAUGCAUAUUUCAGAGGAAGACAUCAUGUACAUUAGCACUGAUUAACGUGAAUAAGAAAGAAACAACCAAUCACUGAUUUUUCUACAAUGUGCCAAUAUCAUUGAUCUCACAACCUUGAGAUCCAGCAAAUUUUUUUUGCUGCGUUGAAUUUUUUAGAUCCACUAUAAAUAAUUGAAAACAAAUUUUCUGCCUUCGAAUUUGUGUUAGCUUAGCUUCUGGAUUAGACUUAUGGCAGUUUAUUUUUAGCAAACUCCCUCACACUAAUAUAUCCUUCCCUGUUCAAGCAGAUCAUAAUAUUAGUGAAUAUUAAAAAAGUAUCCAUUGGCACAGGUUUUUAUUUUUAGAGUCCUUUUAGAACCUAGCCAAUUGCGAUUUUCUUCAAUCCAAAUUAGAUUUUGAUUA
Glycine soja is the source of this 1885-nucleotide messenger RNA. RefSeq names its product mRNA cap guanine-N7 methyltransferase 1-like. The transcript has 14 exons. NCBI's taxonomy places the organism in Eukaryota, Viridiplantae, Streptophyta, Magnoliopsida, Fabales, Fabaceae. The record is from RefSeq and is a predicted model, not a curated record. The coding region runs from base 413 to 1528 and encodes 371 amino acids. Gene Ontology annotation, biological process: 7-methylguanosine mRNA capping. Gene Ontology annotation, molecular function: mRNA 5'-cap (guanine-N7-)-methyltransferase activity. Gene Ontology annotation, cellular component: nucleus.